UCUAAAGUUCCUCUCUCUGAAUCCCCGUUUCCUGAUCAUCUGACCCUUGAGUUUUCUUUGGAGGAAGACCCCGGUUGAUCUUCCCUGGACCCAAACGCAGGAGUCAGCCAAAGGUUAAACGAGAAGAGAAGGGAGAGAAGUUACUCGUUGGAAUUCUCCAAGCAGGGAUCCCGUCGUUGGCUGUUUUCGUCCAGGCGGGGAAGGAAUAGGCCGACUGCCAAACCCCUCCUUGUUUUGAAACUUCCCGGUUGCCCCGCGAUAUAAGCCAGCAGAGUCCUACGGCGAGGCUGUGCUUGGGCUUUGCCAGCCAGGACACGUGUCGAGCCAAAGCAACCUUUGGCCAUGUGGCUAUACCUAGCAGCCUUCCUGGGUCUUUACCUGCUAUGCCGAUGGUACCGUGAGAAACAGAUCUUAAGCCACCUGACAGAGAAGUAUGUCUUCAUAACUGGCUGUGAUUCAGGCUUCGGCAAUUUGGUGGCCAGGCAACUAGAUGCCCGUGGCCUGAGAGUCCUGGCAGGCUGCUUCACGGAGGAGGGGGCAAAGAAACUGAAAGAGGCAACAUCGCAACGUCUGCAGACCAUUUCCUUGGAUGUCACCAAGACCGAAAGCGUGGCCCAGGCAGCAGCGUGGGCGAAAGGCAUCGUAGGAGACAAAGGGCUCUGGGGUUUGGUGAACAAUGCAGGCAUUUCAAUCCCAACUGCUCCCAAUGAAUGGCUGACCAAAGAGGAUUUCCAGAAAAUCUUAGACAUCAACCUUCUGGGCGUGUUUGAUGUAACCAAACAUAUGUUGCCUUUGCUGAGAAAAGCCAAGGGGAGAAUUGUCAAUGUUGCCAGCGUCAUGGGUCGGGUGUCCUUCUUUGGCGGUGGCUAUUGUCCUUCUAAAUAUGGAGUGGAGGCUUUUUCCGACAGUCUCAGGAUUGAGCUCGCCAGGUUUGGAGUAAAGGUCUGUAUAAUUGAGCCAGGCUACUUCCAAACUGCUGUCACAAAUGAGAAAUUACUGGUGGACACAUUCACUCGUCUCUGGGACAGGCUUCCAGAUGAGAUCAAGCAUGCCUAUGGGGAGAGAUACUUUGAAGGAAUGAAGAAAGGAACUGCUGAGAUGCAAGCCCACUGCAAUCCUGACCUCUCUCUGGUUACCAAUUGCAUGGAGCAUGCCCUGACCUCUGUCUACCCUCGCAAGCGCUACUCUGCCGGCUGGGAUGCCAAGCUCUUUUAUAUUCCUAUGAGCUAUAUGCCAGUAUUGGUGCAUGAUCUGGUGUUUGGUUGGUCUUAUCCCAAACCAGCACAGACCAGUUAGGCAGGGAUAUCACUGGAUAAAACGAGUUGAAUUUAUGGUGGUGCUGUGGGUUAGAACCAACACAGAUUUUUCUUUAAAGAAUAGGGACUUUACAAACUUCUUUGAAAGAAGCCUUGUUUAUGAGGGCUUCUUCCAAAUUACAUUCCAAACCAAGUUAUACCUCCCUUCCUGCUUCAGUUCACUGAAAGAGCUAUUGGACCAGUAAUGUAUUUUCCCACCCAGAAUUUCCUCAUUUACAGGACACCAACCUUGAUUUUUCAUUAAAUAAAAAGUGGUGCCUUUCCAGGUAUUCUGUCCCAACUAGCCUCAGGACAAGUACACACCAAGCUGCCUUAUAACAAGUUUGACCGCUGAUCAAUCUAGCUUACUGCUGCUUGUUUAACUCUCAAGUUUACCAUGUCAAACUCUUCUUGACUGGCUGAACCAAGAGAUGGUUUAGACAGAAAUGCCAGUUUUUCCCUAAGAGCCAUACUCUCUAUUUAUUAGGUGCUUUUUGUGCAAUUGUACAACAACGAAGGUUCUUCCUGCAUUAUUGGUGGUGUUUAGGGUCAAGGUGAUGGUCCAGAUCCUUGUUAUCCUUUUACCCUAAGUUCCAGUCCAGCAGAAAUUCUUCCUCUAAAAUUAACUGAAAGGAACAAGAGAGGUGCUUGCUGUGUUUUUACAUGGCUCUUCCUCACUUCGUUUUGGCUUGUAUGUGCCUGCCUGUGUCCCAACUUGCCUGAAAUGCCGUUGGUGCCAGUUUCAUAUUAGUUGGUGUGGUGGUUACUUCUCUAAGAGUGAAGAAAGAUAAUGCAUUUGAACUGAGGUUGCAAUAUGGUUUCAGAGAGUACAGUCAUCAGUCAAGCAUAUUCGUAUAUUUUAAAUUGUAUGCUAAUACUUUUACGUUAAGCCACUUUGAGUCCCCUUCAGAAGAGAUAAAGGGAGGUAUAAACAUAACAAACAUAAACAUAAUAAUAAUAAUAACAACAACAACAAUAACAAUAAUAAUCAGGCAGGUUGUUUACUUUUGUAUGUAUGUUCUUUAAAAUUAUGGUACCAUUUAAGUACAUGCAUGAUAAUCUUUUAUUCUUUUUUUUAUAAUCAGAACAAAAGUGGCAGUCUUGUGUAACAGCAUGGAAGAAAGCAGAUAUGCUGAUGCCGCAGACUUGCUAGUCCAUAGGUUCCUUCCAUACUGUGUAAUUUUUAUGGUUCACAUUGUAUCCUGUCAAUUUUAUACUGGACAUGCUGCAGGUGUUUUCAAAACCAGACCUAUCUGUGCCUUUUAAAAAUGUAUAUUUCACCCCACCUUUCUUUGUGUUGAAGUUUGUGUGUCCUAAUAAUACCCUUCGACUGAGGUCCCAUCUACACUACCAUAUAAUUCAAUUUGAAACUGUAUUAGGGAGACUAUCCAAAAACAGCAGCGCAUCCAAAAAUAUGCAGAGACAAGAUACUUAUUGUUGAGCAUUCAGCUCACAGCAAGCCGAACGUGAAGUGCCAUGUGGCUGUAAAGAAUUUAGAGCUUAGGAGGCAAACAUCCAGAGUUCUGUCUUUAAAAUACAAAAUGUUUAUUUACAAAAUAAUAUCUAUAUUUCUUAAUAGUAAAUAACUGGAUCCUAGCUACUCUAACUAACCCCAUCUCUUCUAGGGUUCAGAGAGAGGGAAAAAUCUCCAGGCAUUAAAUUUCUCCCGACACACAAGCAGAGUAAGGUCUCAAUACAGACAGCACACACCAAGUAAAAAUAGAAAGUCAAAGACAAAAGGCAUACACCUUCAAAGUAUCAAUUCCAUACAACCAAUCUGAAUGAGAGCAGAAACAGAGAGGAGAGAAGAAAUGCAUUCCAACUAUCAUUCAGGAGACAAGGAAGAAGGGAUUUCCCCCAGCCUAUUCUAAGCUAACUAACUACUCCUCAUUGAGGACUGCAGACUUGGACAGUGUGAGGUUGAACUCCAACAAUAUGGACAAUGUGGACUCAUAUAAUGCAGUUUAAUUGCAUCGUACUGCAUUAUAUGAGUAUGGGCUGAUCACAUAAUGAUCAAACAGCAUUAUAUGGCUGUGAAAAUGAGGACUAAGAUACUCCCCACAAGGGGUAUGUAUUUUAGCUGGAACAAGGUUGACAUGUUCUGGACUAGAGAUGGUUUGAAAGGACGAGUUUUAACUUUUGACCACCAAACUUAGGUGGCAAUAAUUAAGCUAUUGCCAUCUGGCAAAAAAUAGAUACUGUACAUUAUAUUUACAAAGUAUAUAUUUUGAGCAGAGCAAUUCAUAUGUCUAUAAAAUAUGUUUGGUUUUUGAAUUUAUUGCUGUUGUUUUUGUAAAUCAGCUUGAUAGAAAUUUUAUAGAUAAAUGCACUAAAUAAGAGGUGGGAUCAUUUUCAUAGAUCAAUAAUGUGAAAUAGAUAUUAAUGGGAAAGGGGUGCCUCUUGGCAAUGGAGAGAACUAAAAUAGAGGAGUUUUUAUGAAGCGGGUGGCCAUUAUUAUACUAAAAUUAUUCCAGAGCGUUACAAAUCCAAAUGAGCAAUGAUGAACUUCAUAUUGAUCUUUUCAUAUUAGGCACCGAAGUUACAAAUAAAGUUUAAAACAAUA
Molecule: messenger RNA, 3858 nt
Organism: Anolis carolinensis (green anole)
Lineage: Eukaryota; Metazoa; Chordata; Lepidosauria; Squamata; Anolidae
Product: retinol dehydrogenase 16
Exons: 5
Coding region: 343-1296 (317 amino acids)
Biological process (GO): retinol metabolic process; steroid metabolic process
Cellular component (GO): intracellular membrane-bounded organelle
Molecular function (GO): all-trans-retinol dehydrogenase (NAD+) activity
Source: RefSeq, a predicted model, not a curated record